AUGUUAAGGUUAACCAAUUCCAGUUGCAAAGCUUUUGUACAAUCGUCAUACAAGUUUAAUAUAAGAAGAAUGAACUCUACUUUUAGAACGGAAACCGAUGCAUUCGGUGAGAUUAACGUCCCUGCUGAUAAGUAUUGGGGUGCUCAAACUCAAAGAUCGUUUCAAAACUUUAAGAUUGGUGGAGCUCGUGAAAGAAUGCCAUUGCCUUUAGUGCACGCCUUCGGUGUGCUAAAGAAAUCUGCCGCAAUUGUGAACGAAUCUCUCGGAGGAUUGGAUCCCAAAAUUUCCAAGGCUAUUCAAGAGGCUGCUGACGAGGUAGCCUCUGGGAAAUUAGACGACCAUUUCCCAUUAGUUGUCUUCCAAACGGGUUCCGGUACCCAAUCCAACAUGAACGCAAAUGAAGUUAUUUCUAACCGUGCCAUUGAAAUUCUAGGAGGCAAGAUCGGAUCCAAAGAGGUCCAUCCAAACAACCAUUGCAAUCAAUCACAAUCGUCCAAUGACACUUUCCCUACCGUCAUGCACAUUGCCGCCAGUUUGCAAAUUCAAAACGAAUUGAUACCUGAAUUAGCCAAUCUGAAAAAUGCUCUCGAAGCCAAAUCUAAAGAAUUUGAUCAUAUCGUGAAGAUUGGUAGAACUCACUUACAGGAUGCCACGCCUUUGACACUGGGCCAAGAGUUUUCCGGGUAUGUGCAACAAGUCGAGAACGGUAUUCAAAGAGUGGCCCAUUCUUUGAAGACGUUGAGUUUCUUGGCCCAAGGGGGUACUGCCGUUGGCACAGGUUUGAACACCAAACCUGGAUUCGAUGUCAAGAUAGCCGAGCAGAUUUCCAAAGAAACUGGACUAAAGUUCCAAACCGCCCCAAACAAGUUUGAAGCCUUGGCAGCUCACGAUGCCAUUGUCGAAUGUAGUGGUGCUCUGAACACUCUUGCUUGUUCUCUUUUCAAAAUAGCACAAGACAUUAGAUACUUGGGGUCCGGACCACGUUGUGGUUACCAUGAAUUAAUGUUGCCAGAAAAUGAACCGGGCUCCUCCAUCAUGCCAGGCAAAGUCAACCCCACGCAGAACGAGGCAUUGACUCAAGUGUGUGUCCAAGUCAUGGGUAACAACGCAGCCAUCACGUUUGCCGGCUCUCAAGGCCAAUUCGAGCUGAACGUUUUCAAACCAGUCAUGAUCGCCAAUCUAUUGAACUCAAUCAGACUAAUAACUGAUGCCGCAUAUUCGUUUAGAGUACACUGCGUUGAAGGAAUCAAAGCCAACGAACCUCGUAUCCACGAACUGUUAACCAAAUCUUUGAUGUUAGUCACUGCUUUGAACCCUAAGAUUGGUUACGAUGCAGCUUCCAAGGUCGCUAAAAAUGCUCAUAAGAAGGGCAUUACCUUAAAGGAAAGUGCCUUGGAACUGGGUGUAUUGACUGAAAAGGAAUUUGAUGAAUGGGUUGUCCCGGAAAACAUGUUAGGUCCUAAAUAG
Molecule: messenger RNA, 1467 nt
Organism: Saccharomyces mikatae IFO 1815
Lineage: Eukaryota; Fungi; Ascomycota; Saccharomycetes; Saccharomycetales; Saccharomycetaceae
Gene: FUM1
Product: fumarase FUM1
Exons: 1
Coding region: 1-1467 (488 amino acids)
Biological process (GO): malate metabolic process; fumarate metabolic process; tricarboxylic acid cycle
Cellular component (GO): mitochondrion; tricarboxylic acid cycle heteromeric enzyme complex
Molecular function (GO): fumarate hydratase activity
Source: RefSeq, a predicted model, not a curated record